UGGGAGCCGGGCGAGGAUGGCGGCGGCGGCGGCCUCGCCGGCGCGGGAGCUCACGCAGAACCCGCUGCAGAAGACGUGGGAGCCCUACGACAACGGGCUGCCGGCGGGGCACAGCGCCCAGCGCGGCGUAUGUAUGACCAACUGCCCCACUCUGAUUGUCAUGGUGGGUCUCCCAGCAAGAGGAAAAACCUACAUCUCGAAGAAGCUGACGCGCUAUUUAAACUGGAUUGGAGUGCCUACAAAAGAAUUUAAUGUUGGUCAGUAUCGUCGAGAUUUGGUGAAAAAGUAUAAAUCUUUUGAAUUCUUCCUGCCUGACAAUGAAGAAGGCUUGAAAAUCAGGAAACAGUGUGCCUUAGCAGCGCUGAAUGACGUCCGACAGUACCUCAGUGAAGAAAAUGGGCACGUGGCUGUCUUUGAUGCUACAAACACAACUCGAGAACGCAGAGAAACUAUUUACAAAUUUGGUGAAGAAAAUGGGUAUAAGACUUUCUUUGUUGAGUCAGUAUGUGUGGAUCCAGAGGUCAUUGCUGCAAACAUUGUGCAAGUGAAGCUGGGUAGUCCUGACUAUGUUGAUUGUAGUAAUGAUGAAGCAACAGAAGAUUUUAUGAAAAGAAUAGAGUGCUACAAGAACUCGUAUGAGACAUUAGAUGAAACUCUUGACAAGGAUCUUUCUUAUAUUAAAAUUAUGGAUGUCGGAAGGAGUUACCUUGUGAACAGAGUAAUGGAUCACAUCCAGAGCCGGAUUGUCUACUACCUCAUGAAUAUCCAUGUAACUCCUCGGUCAAUCUACCUCUGUCGACAUGGAGAAAGUGAACUCAAUCUGAAAGGGAGAAUAGGAGGAGAUCCUGGGCUGUCUGUCAGGGGGAAAGAAUUUGCCAAAAGCUUGGCACAGUUUAUUAAUGAGCAGAAUAUCAAAGACCUGAAAGUUUGGACUAGCCAGAUGAAAAGGACAAUUCAGACUGCUGAAGCCUUGGGAGUGCCUUACGAGCAGUGGAAGGUUUUGAAUGAGAUAGAUGCAGGAGUGUGUGAAGAAAUGACAUAUGAAGAAAUACAGGAAAAUUAUCCGCUGGAAUUUGCACUGAGAGACCAAGACAAGUACAGAUACAGAUACCCUAAAGGAGAGUCUUAUGAAGAUCUUGUUCAGAGACUGGAGCCAGUAAUUAUGGAACUUGAAAGGCAGGAAAAUGUGCUUGUCAUAUGUCACCAAGCUGUCAUGCGCUGUUUGCUCGCGUAUUUUCUUGACAAGCCUGCAGAGCAACUGCCUUACCUGAAGUGCCCGCUGCAUACUGUCUUAAAGCUAACCCCGGUGGCUUAUGGAUGUAAAGUAGAAUCUAUAUUCCUGAAUGUUGAAGCCGUAAACACACACAGGGAUAAACCCGAGAAUGUAGACAUUUCCAGACCUCCCGAGGACGCUCUUGUAACAGUCCCUGCUCAUCAGUGAAUCCCGUGUGCUGACCAACUAUCGAACUUGGGAAUGUAGGUGUGGAUCGGUCAAGAGAAGAAGCUUUGAGGACGGUACCCAACCACCUCUAGCUCCCCUCCCCGGGGCAGCAGCCCGGCCUCCAGCCCAAGAGCUUCGCCACCGCGGCUCGUGAGCUCCCCGAGAACCCAGAAGGUGUCGCCGAGCGAGCGGGAACCAACGCGCCUCCCCUUCACUUUAAGACAUUUCGAAUGUGAUUCAGCUUCUUUGGAGAUAAACCUGUAGUUCUGGAUAACCCCCAGUGCCGGAAGGUAUCGGUGAAAAAGAUUUAUGGGAAGCAGAGUAGAGUUGGUUUUUAGAUUUUUUUAUUUUUUUUUUCGUAUGUAAAUUUGUGCAGUUUCGGUGGUUUUUAUUGUUCAUCUGUGGAUACUGCAAAGAUGGUUAAUUGCCCGUGUCAGUUUUACUGUCAGAUUUUAACUAGAUUUUACUUUCUUUUUUUAAGUGUUUUUCUAAGAGUUCCUGUUAUUUUUACUGUGAAUGAUUGUCUAGGAUUACAUGGAGAUUUUUUUGAUGGCGUAUUUAACAUAGGUGAAAUUCUGCAUUUUGAGCACUGGAGGCUUCAUGUUGCAAAACUACUUUAAAUGGGAAAGCCUGUCGGCUCUGAUAGCUUUCCUGGGUUUUAAAAUGAGCUUUGGUUUGCCAACCACAACUUAAUUUUUUCUGAAAUGGAGAGAGUUUCCCCUUAAAAAAAUUAAAGCAUUAAAGCUGGAUUUGCUACCUGAAAGAUUCAGCUGUUUUAGCAAGAUUUUAACAUUUUUCCAGGGGCCAGCUGUAUUUUGGAGGGCAGUGGAAGACACAGUGUAAAGUGGGGAGGUGAGUGUGAGCACAGGUAGCAGGAAUGGAUCCAGAGAGUUGUCCCUUCUGCUGCAGUUACCGGAGGGGAUGAGCAGCUUUUCUGAGACUGGAGGGGAAAAGGAUUCUGACUGUCAAGGGCUGGAGAAACUGCUUCUCUUAUUAGUGCAGUGAUUUUUAAAAAAAAUUUUUUAGGCAAUUUUUUGAAUGAAUUUCAACAUAAAAGUAUAUGUUUCUCUCUUAUAGUCACAUUUAAUAUGUACAUGAGGAGGCAGCACAGAAAGGUUAGGUGGAAUGUAACCCUUCUAACAGCUCAUGCGAGAAAAACACCAGGUAAACUCUGAAAUUUAUUUUUAACGUGGCACCGCCUGCCUUGGCUUUUUUCGUGUUGUUCUUAAGCACCUUCCACUGUCCCAGUUCUUCUUUUAUACCUUGGGAAACUCCAGUGCUAAAAAUGGAAUUUUCUGUGUCUGUUGAGGCCAGGGCCUCUUACCUGUACUCAGUCAAGGUGUAUUUUGUACGUGUGUUCCCAGACAGCCGAAGCGAGCUCUGGCGCCGCUGCUGGCUCCGAGUUCUGAAAGGAGAACUAUCCUUUGGUAGUUGGACUGUUGUUUUUUCUAAGGACUUCUGUUCAAUUAACUGAGCUUUUACCAUGUAAUGUCGUUGGGGCUUUUUUUUGUUUUGUUGUUUGGGGUGUUGUUUUUUUUCUUUUUUCUCAAUUCCUGUGUGAAAACACCAGGCCCUUGUAACGUAGUUUCACCGGCAAGGGCUAAAUUGUCUUUUGUUUGUGCAGGGUUUAUAAAAUAACAUGCUGCUGUUGUGAUUUGUUUCAAUAAGCUAAUUCCAGCAAUAUAUUCAGCUCUGGGAGUAAGCCAUACCGUCUGGCUGGGUUCCGGGUGGGAGGAGGAAGGCGUAGGGUACGGAACCACCAGAAACACUUGCUUCAAGCGCUGCUGCCUAAAGCUUCGUGUGUGUGAUCCAUGUGUUCCUUAACGCCCACUUCACCUCUUGAUUAAUCCAGCUGUGUCCGUAGAUACUGUGUGAGGAGGGAGACGGGGCAGCGCUGCUCAAGAGAAGUUAAUUUAUUGAUGUGCAGUUAACGAGGCCGCCUUCGUGGCAAAACUGUAGAGGUAAUUUCCCCUCCCGACGCGCUGUGUGGUCAGCGUGGGGAAGCUGGGCUGUGCUCCUGGCAGCCCUGGCUCCUCUGCCGGCCCAGCCGUGACCAGGGGCUGUUAAACAGCUCUUAAACUGAGAAAGUCAAGAGUUUGUCUGUGGUUACAGAGGCCAAAUCCCAGGAGACUGUGUUAGAAAAUCAGGGUUUUACCGGCAGACUCUGGUCGUCCUUCAGCUCGGACCCAGCUGAAGAAACGUGGUGGAAGGAAAGGUUUCCCCUGGCGAGAGCUAUCGCUCUUCACUGGCUGCACAGCUUGAGGUGUCUCCCCUCCCUCCUUCCCUCCCUGUGUCUUACCUCUCCCGACUUUCAGAGGUGCUGUAAAAUUCCUUGAGGCUAAAUGUUUUAUGUAUAGUAGGUAUUUUUAUAGCCUGCUUUUGAAUAUACUGUGAUGAGUGUUUUACUAAGUUGGGUGUUCAGUAAAAAGACUUGUAAACAAGUGUAAAUAAACUGUUACGCUGAUACUUGAAGAGUUUAAAAAAAAAGAGAAAAUAAAAUAAUGAAGUUGUCUGUUCUACUUUAGGAAGGUACUAAAUCACUGACUGCAUCCCACCCUUUCUAGCGAGCGUAGGCAAGGAAUGUAGAUCUGAAGGGAGCGAUGGGCUCUCCCCGGGGUGUCACCAACCACCUUCUGGAGAGGGAAUUCUGGUGGGAAUUGGGGGUUGUGGUCACUGUCUAAAAGCUGUGCUCGUCCCCUGCCCCUGACCGAGCCGUCACCGACAGCGUCCUCACCUUCUGUGUUUGCACCCCUGUGUAUCUUACUGCCUCCUGACUGUUAAUGCGCUCGCUCGCUCAGGUGCAGUCUCUCCAACGGGAUUAAACUGUCCUUUCUGACACCCUCGGCCUCCCUCGCAAUCCUUCAGACAAAUGUAAUCCUUUGAUCCCAGAAAUAAAGAUGAAAUGCUGCGG
Calidris pugnax (ruff) is the source of this 4352-nucleotide messenger RNA. It is a transcript of the gene PFKFB4, whose product is annotated as 6-phosphofructo-2-kinase/fructose-2,6-biphosphatase 4. The transcript has 15 exons. Gene Ontology annotation, molecular function: fructose-2,6-bisphosphate 2-phosphatase activity; ATP binding; 6-phosphofructo-2-kinase activity. The record is from RefSeq and is a predicted model, not a curated record. Gene Ontology annotation, biological process: fructose metabolic process; fructose 2,6-bisphosphate metabolic process. The coding region runs from base 17 to 1441 and encodes 474 amino acids. Lineage: Eukaryota; Metazoa; Chordata; Aves; Charadriiformes; Scolopacidae. Gene Ontology annotation, cellular component: cytosol.